CCCAUGCUAAUAUGGCACCUCCUUUCUAGAUAUCUGUCUGAUGGCGGAGUGAAGAUUUAAAUCUUGGUCUCUGAGGUCCUUGUCUUACAUUCUACCCAUCAUCUCUGUGAUUUACCACUUUGUAGAAUUGUCAGGAUACAUAACCGCCAUCUGUUCAAAUAGGCAUCGGUAUCCAAGCUUUGGUCUUUGGAACUCCAGGCAGGAGAUCCUAAAGGCUUUAUUUUGUCACAAGCUCCAACUUCAGACUGCUUAUGGCAAUUGAUAGAUAAGGUCUUGGCUUCUGGUUGUCAUGACAAAAAAUGUAGCCUGAUAUGGAUAGUCUUGCUGUCCUAGAAGCUUUCUUUCAAGCGCCACUAGGCAUCUCAUUGGUAGAUAUUGGCCAUCUAUAAUAGUUUGGCUUUCUUCUUUUUGUGAAGUGUGUUCCAUUCUAUUUGCUAGCCCUGCUGAGUUGUUGACAGUGGUAGCUGACAGGGUGGAUUUGAUUUAAAUCAAACUGAUUUAAAUCACUAGUCAGUAAGGCUUGAUUUAAAUCAUAGUUGAUUUAAAUCAUAAAGACUAAUUCUUGCUGGUAUAAAUUUAAUAUGCAAGUAGAUGAAGAUUUUUAGAAUAACAACUUUUCAUAUUAGUUUUUUUAUCCCCAGUUUAAUAGGUUAAUCAUUCAUAUUUGGACAACUUUACUGUUGUACUUAGGAAGGAGAAAAAUAAUCAUUACCUUAAUAAUAACAAUUUAAAUAGAUUUAUUCAACUGAAACAAUAACAUUUCAGCAAAUGUUAUUUGCUUAAACAAACAUCCAUGUUUGUUAACUAAUUUGGCUAAACAAAAACAAAAUAUAUAUAUUUUAAGAAACUUAGACUGUCAGCCCAGCCUACACAUGAAAAACUUAAAUACUGUCCACUCCAAACAAUCAGAAAAAUAUUGUUUCUAUUCUAUUCACUGAACUUCUUGAAACUUAGCACUGAAGGGGUUGCUUCUGUAUUCAUAGGUUUGUAGAACAAUAGGAUUAAGGUCUUUUUCUCAACUCUGUUCAUGUUAUAACAUUUUUGCUGUGAAGAAGGGGCAUGUGAUCUCUGUUGAGUCAAAUUCAGUUUUGAGAACUGCAAAAGUAAACCAAGCACCUGUGAUAAUAUCUUGUAGGCAGAGAAACUGCCCAAUAAUCUUACAAAAACCUCUGGAAGAGCAUGACAUUGUGAAUGGAUUAAUGGAAUUUAUUUACCCCCAAAAUUAAACAUAUACAACCUUAUACUACAUAAUUAAAAAACUAAUCUUUAUUUCAUGAUGGAAUAACCUUUGGAUGGUAAUAUGUUUUCCUCAAAAAGCAUUUUAUUUAAAAAAAUCCAAUUUAAAUCAAAAAAAUCCGAUUUAAAUCAAAAAAAUCCGAUUUAAAUCAAAAAAAUCCGAUUUUUUUGAUUUUUUUAAAAAAAUCAUUGAUUUUUAUCCACCCUGGUAGCUGAUAACCCCUGAAACCAGAGGGACCAUAGCUACAAGGCCCCACUCUUGUUAAUCCGCUCCUAUUUCACUUUCCCUUGGUUUCUGCUGCACCCCAUCUCUGUCCAUGAAAGCCUGCAUCCUCAGCCAUGAGAACUAAAUAGAAUUUCUGUUUAGGAAAACUCUAAAUAGAACUCCGCAGUGGCUCCUGGUGGAAGUGGAAUGCUAACUCGAUGAGGCAAUUGCCCAAAAUCUCAAAGUGAGCAGAGGGUGGAAUAUGAGCAUCAAAUAUCACACCUUCCAAAGUAACUUGCCCUUCAGUUUCUCUGAAACAGUAAAAUCUUACCCAGAUUCUUCCCCCACCCCCGCAACACCCCAGACAAACUUAUUUAUCCCCCCCCCCGGGAAUAUCUCAUUUCCCCCCCUCUUUACCACUUGUGCAGGCCUCCUCCAUUGAAGCCUAAUCCUUUCCCCUCACUUUCCCCACACUAGUUUAAAGGCAGGUCUUGGAGAGCAAAGAAGGUGUAUCUGUUAAUCCAGAUGUUACCAAUUACCAUUGAAUUGCAGGUUCAUACAGGUAUUUGCAGUGUUGUGACUUGACAGAUCUGUGUGGAUCUCUGCUUACCUUUGAUACUUGUCUAUGACUGCAAAGCCGACACUUGUAAUUGAAAUGACAUUUGAAGCACAUGUUUUUGCACUUAAAAUAAAUUACAAUUAAUAUAUUACUGUUUCAGAUGGUAUAAGUUAAUAGAGGAUUUCCGCUUCAGUUGCCACCACCUGUUGUAUACAUGUAGUUGGCACGUCUCCUCUUCAAAACCAGAAUGAUUAAUUUUGGCUAGUAAUCCUGCUGAAGUAUCCCAUGGAUGCUGUUUGUCUUUGCUAGUUCAGUGGACCAGUGCAACACUCUGCACAGUCUAUAAAUAAUGAAGCUUUGGCUUCCCUUGAGAACAUCCUGCAUUAUUAAUGUUGAGUGUAUAAAAAUCUGAGCGGUUUGUUUAGUUUCACUAUUCCAUAUAUUUUUCUAAUGGGAAUAUGAGGAGGUCUUUGUUUUCCAGUAACCAGUGUGCAAAUGCACCAUCCAUCAUCUUUUGCAGAGCGGCAAGGGUGGGCAGGAACUUUGUGGAGAGGAACAGCAGGCAGAACACCCUGUUAAACUCAGUGCUCACUCCUCAGAUUAUCACUUUUUUUUGGUAAAAGACAUCCUCUGGCACUUGAAUAAAAAAAAGGUUGAUGGCCGAAAGGCUACCCCAUCCAUGAUUGAUCGACUGCAGAGACAAAUCAUUGUAGCAGACUGUCAAGUUUAUCUUGCUGUGCUUUCUUUUGUGAAACAAGAACUCUCGGCUUAUAUAAAAGGUGGGUGGAUCCUUAGAAAAGCUUGGAAAAUCUACAAUAAAUGCUAUACAGACAUUAAUACACUUCAGGAAUUAUAUCAGAAGAAGAUAACUCAGGAAUCCUUGACUUCUUAUGCUGCAAAUGAUAAUCAUGUUGCUGCAGAAAGCAUAACGGAGGAUUCACUAAACCGUCUGAAAGGUGCUGUUAGCUUUGGAUAUGGACUUUUUCAUCUUUGCAUAUCCAUGGUGCCCCCAAACCUGCUCAAAAUCAUCAACCUGCUGGGUUUUCCUGGAGACCGCCUGCAGGGGCUUUCUUCACUGAUAUAUGCAAGUGAAAGUAAGGACAUGAAGGCCCCUUUAGCUACAUUAGCCUUGCUGUGGUACCACACUGUGGUUCGUCCUUUUUUUGCUUUGGAUGGCAGUGACACCAAAGCAGGAUUGCAAGAGGCUAAAGACAUUCUCCAGAAAAAAGAAGCUGCUUAUCCAAACUCAUCUCUCUUUAUGUUCUUCAAGGGAAGAAUACAGCGUCUAGAGUGUCAAAUCAACAGUGCCUUGACCUCCUUUCAUACUGCUUUGGAACUGGCAACUGAUCAGAGAGAGAUUCAGCAUGUCUGUCUAUAUGAAAUUGGGUGGUGCAGCAUGAUAGAAAUGAACUUCAAGGAUGCAUUUGAAUCCUUUGAGCGUCUUAAAAAUGAAUCAAGAUGGUCCCAAUGCUACUAUGCCUAUUUGACAGCAGUGUGUCAAGGUGCCACUGGUGAUGUGAAUGGAGCUCAGAAUGUGUUCAAAGAAGUCCAGAAGCUUUUUAAAAGAAAAAACAAUCAAAUUGAGCAGUUUUCGGUCAAAAAGGCAGAUAGAUUUAGGAAGCAGAAACCAACCAAGCAACUCUGUAUACUGGCAUCCAUUGAAGUAUUGUAUUUAUGGAAAGCUCUUCCAAACUGCUCCUUCCCAAACCUACAGCACAUGAGUCAAGCUUGCCACGAAAUUGAUGAUUCCACUGUUGUUGGUUUAAAGAACUUGCUACUUGGGGCCAUACACAAAUGCUUAGGAAAUGCUGAAGAUGCUGUUCAGUUCUUUCAACGAGCCCUUAAAGAUGAACUGUGCCGCCAAAACAAUUUGUAUAUCCAACCCUAUGCUUGCUAUGAACUUGGCUGUCUCUUGUUAGAAGACCCACAGACAGUACCAAGAGGCAAAGCCUUACUGCUUCAGGCAAAGGAGGAAUUCACAGGGUAUGAUUUUGAGAACAGAUUGCAUGUCCGCAUACAUGCAGCGUUAGCCUCUCUAAAAGAAGUGGUCCCCCAGUGAUGGGCAGGAUGCCUCAACUCUUUCUUCACCCUGUUUCUGCACUCGGAGCAAAAUGGUUAGGAAGACCAGCUUCUCUACUGAAAACAACCACCAGUGCCAGAGACACUUUCCCCACGACAUCUAGAGUUGGUGGCAGAAAAACAUUACCAUCUUCAAUGGUUAAGGGCAAAAUUAGCCAAAAAGAAAAAUUAAGUGUCCUAGGGCCUAAUCCAGUAGCAAUUUCUCUUGCACAAGUCCUAAUUAAGUGAGUGGGAGCUAGAAGUUGCCUAACUCCUGGGAUAGAUUUGUGAAAGCCUGGGGCGGGGGGGGGGGGGACUGGAAAAUUGGGUUAGGUCGUGGAGAGGCAGUUGUUACUCAGUUAUUCCAUCCCCCACCACCUCUCUCUUGUCUUCAUAUCUCUACUCUGGGAUUCCAUGGGGUUUGUGCUAGAGGACUUCUCCAGGUUUGGAAGCCUUUGCUUUUGAGGUGUGUCUUUUUUGUUUGUUCUUAGACAAGUGGAACAUAUUUAGCUUGUGGUUGUACAACUGAGCCUACAAUAAGCACACUUUGACUUCUAUAACAUCAUUGGCUCAGUUUCUGCAAAAAGCUUUUUUCUCUCAUUUUGGAUAGGUUUAUUUGUUCUUUUGAAGAGGGAUACCAACUGUUUGUUGAAACAGUACUGUGUAAUUAAUUGUUUGAAACUGUAAAUAGGCAGAAAUAGAUAUUAUUCAGAGGCCAACAAAAACAGAGCGAGCCUGGAAAGAAUCAAGCCUGGCUCACUCACAGCACAGCAAACCUGCUCAUUUAAGUUAUAUUGAUCAUCCAAAUGCAUGUGUAACAGAGCGUACCCCAAUAUUUAUGUUAAAUUGUGUGAAGAUUUAGAAACUUCUAUUUUUCAGCCAAAUGUUUAUUUUUUAAACCCUUAAUAAUUGUGUUACAGACAUUUUUUUAUCUGUUUUAAAUGGUACUGUUGCCUACUAGCUUUGCUGUUAACAAGGUGUUUACAAAUUAUCACCCAUAUGUUAAAUAUAAUGGGACUUGCCAUGUGGCAGUCCAGACCUAUGAUGUCACUUAUCUUUAUUCCAGUUUGUUUUAGUGUGUUAUUUUUAACAGGUAGGUGUUUUGUAAAAAAAAUCAAAAACAACUCGAACACCAAUUUUUGGAAUAGCAGUUUUCCUAAGUACUUGAGAAUUGUGUAACUUUGUAGAACUGAAGUACCUUUUUCUUUCAAAGUGGUUGGAGCCUUACCUGGUAUCUAGCUAUAAACUUUGAUUCUGGCACACUCUGAAAAAUGCUUACAUUAUUGUUUGUACUUCACCUGACUGACUGGUUCCAACACUUUCUUGGCAUAUGGAGAGUACAAAUUUGUUGGCCCUGAUUCAGACCUUGGUAGGCUUCUAGUGAAGACGUGGAGAUACAUAUAAGCAUCUCCACCUGCAUAGCAACCUGCAUAGGCAUGCUCCCCAAACUGCCAAGUAUGGACUGGAGCUGUGGGUCAUUGCCCCACUCUCCCUUUGGCCAGUAAAAAGCACUUCAUGACAGCUGAACCAGCUGCCUUCUAAAAAGAGGAGAAGUUGAAUGUUUAAGAGAUGUAACUACAGCUUUACUUUUUAGUAACACUAUAUGUUGUGAAUAUUUCAUUAUUAUUAUUAUUAUUUAUUGAUUUGGAGGAGUCCCAUUUCUCAACGGAUUGACAGCUUUAUCUGCUUUGGUUUCAUUUUGUAGACAUGGGAUGUUUGCUCUUUUGUAUGCGUUAGUGUGAAAACAUGGCACUGCAGCAUAUAUGUGUGACUCACUUAAAAUGGCAGGAUUUGCCAUUCUGUUUUUCCGCUUGGGGACUAAAAAAAACACCCUGGUGGGAUCCUUGCAAUACAUUCCUUGGAAGGGGAAGGGGAUUGGGUAAUUAGCAGCACUCGAGCAAAAGACUGCUGUUGUCUUACAACAAGAUUGUUUCACCCUUGGUGGUCACACAGAGAGUCAAUGGGUAUCAAACACAGCAGCAGCAUCCUCAUCCCUGGAUGGUCAUGGGAUCUGAGGAUAAGCUUUCAAUGUUGAGCUCAUGAAACAGGAGCAGCCAUCCUACAGCUACAAAAUUUAACAAAACAUAAAACACGUAGUGGGUUGGGAGCUAUGUGCCUGUGUGAAAGCAAUUUUGACCCCUGAUUGCUUAUGAAUCACACACACACACACACACACACACACAAUUUUUCUGCUAGGUUUUUUUAAAAAUUGGUGCAAGCACUUUACCUUAUCUGUAGUUUUUCUUUAGAAUUAGUAAGUUAAACUAGCUCAUCAUCUUAGACUAUUGUAGAAGUUACCGUAACUGUUUUAAGUACACCUGUGGCAGCUUACAUGAUUUGAGGAUUACACACCAAUAAAUGCCUGAACAAGUCUAUUAAAGUUGGAAAACUUUUGCACUGGCAUGAUAGGUUCAUAGGAGGGGCUCCUCACAAGUGUCUAGAUGAUAAAACAGUAGUGACCUGACCAUGGGCCUAUUGCUGUCUCCAGGUCUGUUUUGAGAUGUGUUAAUCCUGCAAGCAAAGUAACCUCGCCUUGUAUGUUGACAGCAGCUCAGUGCCAUCCAUGUAUUUCCCCCACUCCCACCCCUCUCAUGCACACAUAGAAAAAACCUCUAUCUUGUAAAUGUCAAAGGUAUUUUUAUAUUAGAUUAUGCCAGUGAUGAGAAUAAUCUCAGUUGUAUUUUAUGUAAUUGGAAUAAGUUUUUAUACUUUAUAGCUCGGAGGCAUGGUCUAAUAGCAAUAACAGAGUAAGCAUCUCAUUGGUUUAAUAUAUAUAUAUUAUUAAGAAUUUACCAGGUCUGGUAUAUUUUUUGUUGUUGCUGAUACCUUAUUGCAUUAUGAUGUCCUUCAAGUGAAUAACUUUAAUUUUUACAUGUUACUUCAGUUUGUUUACUUUGGUGUGCUAUAAAUGCCUUUAAUUUACAGAACCUGUACUUUAAAUAAAAAAUAUUUCUGCUGAGUAAAAUUAAGAACAAGAUUUGAGGGUUUUCCCUUCUUUGUAAUUACCCUUCAGUUAAGUAGCCUUCUAGUGAUAAAUAUGCAUAGUUUUUCAAGGGUACCUGGAUGUUUAUCAAAGUGAAUGGUGUAACUUAUGGCCAAAUUUGAUGUGGUGCAGGAGACAUGGAGGGUUUCCCAAUAGUUUUUGUUUAAUGCAGUUGGAAGGGCAUUAUUAAUUUGAUCAGAGUUGGAAUGAGGGUGAUGCUUAACCACCUACAGUACUGAGCAAUACCCACAAGCACUUGGGAGAAUAAAUACUUAGGGCCUGUUACCUUUUUCCAUUCCGGACAGAAGGAAUUUUGAUGAGAGAAAGGAUUAAAUUCCCCUUCUGCUCUCUUCAAAUUAGGGUCAUAUCUAGGCUGGGUCUUUAGGCCUAGUUUUCCUCUGAGGUGGUAGGCCUGUGCUUGGCUUCUUUCAAGAAAGUCUGCAGAAGUGGGCUCACAAGAUUAAAUGUUCCUCUGUAUUUAACAACCACAACACCUCCACAUAGAGGACUAGCUUCUCAGGAAAAGAAGUUUCUAACCUAGAAUCCUUCUUCCUAACACCUAGUUUUCUGUGUACAGCUCAGAUUGGUUUAUCACCUCAGUGAGAACAAAGGCUGAAAUGUUCUAGGCUGCCACAGGAACCUCAAUGUUUGUUCUUCAUCAUGAUGUUUUAGUUUCUCCAGGUUUCGCAGAUUGAGUACUUCUACCAUAUUCAGCUCAGAACUGAUUCAUACUUGCAUAGAAAUAUCAGCGUACAGAAUACAUGUGCAGAUGUUGGUUGAAUGGUGAGCAUGCACUUAAAAUUGCUGGUUUUCCAUAAAUAUACCUGGUUACAAGGGUGUGUGAUCCUUUCCUUUUAGUUUCCUCCGUGUCUACUAUAGGGAAACCCAGCUGUUUAAUAGUACUCAUGCCACUCACAGUUGAUGCACUGCCCAUGUCUUGUGUAUGCAUAAUUCAACCUAUGAAUUGGGUCUCAGUUGUGGCUUGGGCAACAGUAUUCCACGUGUGCUGCAAAGACAUGUUUCCAAUGCAAAAUCUGUACUUGUUUACUGUUUUAAAAAAAUGUUUUCCUUAAAAGAUGUAUUCACUCCCCCCCCCCCCGGAGCAAACACUUUAUGUUCUGCCACUAAACUUUCAAUGUUUGUUUCUUAUUUUCACAUUGGUUCUUAAAUAAAAUCUGUAGAACAUU
This is a messenger RNA of Zootoca vivipara (common lizard), 8228 nucleotides long. NCBI's taxonomy places the organism in Eukaryota, Metazoa, Chordata, Lepidosauria, Squamata, Lacertidae. The record is from RefSeq and is a predicted model, not a curated record.